Amborella trichopoda is the source of this 2867-nucleotide messenger RNA. The record is from RefSeq and is a predicted model, not a curated record. Lineage: Eukaryota; Viridiplantae; Streptophyta; Magnoliopsida; Amborellales; Amborellaceae.
CAAAACACAAUAAUUUCCGGGUGCAAGGAAACGGAGCCAGAGCUUCCGCCUUCCUAGGAACCGCCAGCUUCUAGUUGUUAAAUACCUCCUUCCAAGGCCCCUCUCUAUGACUAUUUCUGAAAUCCCUCUCUCUCUCUCUCUCUAAGCAACUCAACCCUCCAUUGCCACUCGCUCAAACGAAGCUCAAUCCUCCUCGCCUCAGGUCUAUUUCCCUCAUCGCCCCCAUUGCUGCAAGCUAAGAGUUUAGAGAAAGCCACAGUUUUUUUUUUAUUAAGCUCAAACAAGUUUAACCCCAAGUCUACAGAGGUAUUUUUUAUUUGAUUUUUGGUUUCUUUUUUCUUUCCUGGUUAUGCUCAAAGAAGAAAACCCCCAUAUCCACAGAGUUUAUUUAUUUAUUAGUUAUAUUAUAUUUUUUCUGGUUAAGCUCAACCGAAGAAAUGGUUCAUUGCUGGUUUUCUUUUUUCUCUUUUGCUGGUUAUAUUUUUUUUUUUAUCUUUUUUGUAGCUGGUUUUAUGUUACGGCUGGUUAUACGAAUUUAUUUUUUUAUGGCUAUUUAUACCACCCAUAAAUUUGAUCACCACGUACUUGGCUGAGCUGCUGGACAAGGCAUUCCCAAUCGUGUGCAAUAUCUAGGUUUCUAUCACCUCUCUUCCUUUCUAAACAUCUGUUUGUUCCAAUUUUAGUUCGAGUCGAUUGCUUGUUUCUCAGGUUCAUGUCUUCGUAUUUUCAAUAUUAUUGCAUACAUCAGCUCUCUAUUACAUACUUGUUAUUCAAUCUUUAAAUUUUCACGCUAAUCAGAGCAGUUUUCUAGCUGGUUUUGGUGCUGAUUGACGAAAGAUGAAUCAAUUCAACGCACAAAAUAUUUAAUAGACUUCUAUAAAAUAUACUCAUGUCAGAUUAUGUACUCCGUCCAUUUAUUCCUUGUUCUUUUUAGUAAUCGGUUUCUCUUGGGAAUUAGAGCUUAUGCUUCUUAUUUUACCAUUACAUGAUUUGGGCUUGUGUUUUCUCUUUGUUUUAAUAUCGAAAUGAUUACCAUUGGGACUAUGAUUGUCUCAUCUUUCCAAUAUGGAAUGAAUCCGCAUCAAGGUUCUUAGUUUGCUAUGCUAUUUAUGUUUAUGAUUUUCCAAUGGGUGGUUUCACCAAGGCUUGAUUGGAGCUUGACUUAGAUGAUCAGUCCUCUUUAUCUACUAUUUAUAGUGCAAAUGUGGGCUACAUGACGAAAUUACAGUGCAAAUGUGGUGUUUAUAGUGUAUUUACAUAUGUGGGUGUGCAGUAAGUUUGUUUUUGACAAAUAAAUUUUUUUUUUAGAGAAAUAACAUUUGGUUUUUAUAUAUUCCAUCAAUCUAACAAAGCAUUAGAAGAAGUUGGUGUUGCUCUUGAUUUGAUGGCUUAAUCCUGGAAGUAUUACGCUGAUGCAGUAAGUCAGCAGCAGGGAGAUUCCCAGGGAAACUGUAAAAAAAGUUAUCAAAUACACUCUCUCUGUCUCUCAGUUUCUUGGAAAAUCCAGGUUUGGCUCAACGAUAAUGGAUUCAAAAGCAAGCUCUUCUAAGAAUCAUGCAUCUACUACAAUAUCUGAGAAGCCAGUGAUUGUUAGGGUUAAGAGGAAGGCAAACCAGGCUCCUGUUGAUGCUCUUUGGUUGGAGAUUAAUGAUAGGCCACUGAAGCGGGCGACUUUGGAUAUUUCUGCUCUGUCCAUUUCUGAUUCAAUUGGCAAAGAAGAGGUGAAGGCCACAAGAAUUUUGGUCCAGCGUGUGGAAACUAUAAGCAGCUCUGAGGCCAUACAAGAUAUUUUACUAUCAGUUGUGCCAAAUGUCAAUGAUGCAAAGACCACUGGGGCAAAAACUCACAGACCCAAGUUGGAGGAGAGGAGACUUGAGUUCAAACAGGAUAAGAAGCAAGAACAGUUGCGCUCAUCAGCAAGACAAAAGCAGGAGGAUCUGGCUAAAAGUGCUCGUUUUGAACAAAUAUGGAAGAGCCGCAAGGGAAACGAAGAAGCACAUCAUGAUAGUUUUGUGCGUGAAUUUUGUCAUCUCUAUGAUGUUGUCCGUGUCGACGAAGACGAGCGAUCUUCAGAUAGGGCAUCAAGGCAAAACAAAAAAGACAGAGGUGCUGCUUUAGAUGAAGGAACAAUCCUAUGUAAUUACCUCCCUAUGCUAAGGGAGUGGGUUCCUGAUGCUGCUGAUGAGAUUGAAGCUGAAUUGAAUGCUUCUCAUAAGCAAGAUGAAUAUGUAUAUGAUGUAUAUGCUGUGGAUGAUAACCGAAGUCCUUUGGACUCAGAUGCCUCAUGUUGGUUUCCCAGUGUGCAAAUUGAGGAGGAGCUAUUUGGUGAUGAGCCUGCUGAUUCCGGUGAGGAAACUGAUGAUUCAAAUGCUGAAAAUAACCCUCGGAAUGACUACCCUGACGAAUCAUCUGAAGACGAGGAUCUUCAGAGCAAAAGCUCCUCCUACCUAUCUGAGGAACCGAACAGCGAUGAUGAUCGUGAUGGUGACUACUACUAUGGUAAUGAUGAUGGUGAUGAUGAUGAUGGAUUAGACCAUGAUGCUAGGGGAACAUGGAUGUAUAGACGAUGACAUGGCUUUGUAUGAUACAACAGGAAUAUUGGAGGAACUCAUGGCUUGGAAUGAAUGAUGUUUAUGAGUAAUCAUUUCUCCUCAAGCUGUUCGUUUUCGUGGCAAGAUGUAGACUCGCUGUUGGGGGCAUGAUAGUCAUUUUUGAAACCCAUGCCAGCGGUUGACUCACAGUCAUGCGUUGUGACUUGUUAGAUAGGAUGCUCUUGAUCUUGUAUAUGAUAUUGCUUACAUUAGACCAUACUAAUAUUAUGUUUUUUUUACCCCCCUGCUAUGGUCUAAUCUAGUGUUGUUUGAGUC